AUGAUCUCGAUUUCAUUCUUUCUGGAACAUCAGCUUCCUCUUCAAUUUGGUAUUACUAAGUUGUAAUAGAAAAAUGUGGGAGCACAAGAGAUACUAGGAAUAUCAAGUGUGCCAGCUAAGCAGAAAUUGAACGCGCUAUUGAUCAAUUGGAACUUCAAAUCUUGCUAAUAAAUUAAAUACCCAAUAUUAAUGACUUCUCUGAAAAUCCUGUACAAAAUUACAUAAAAAUAAUAUAUGGUCAAUGCUCAUCAUAGUCUUCAUAAGCAUAUGAUAUGA
Messenger RNA from Stylonychia lemnae, 276 nucleotides. NCBI's taxonomy places the organism in Eukaryota, Ciliophora, Spirotrichea, Sporadotrichida, Oxytrichidae. The record is from the annotation of a GenBank genome assembly.